Messenger RNA from Phycodurus eques (leafy seadragon), 1170 nucleotides. RefSeq names its product dual specificity phosphatase 19a (gene dusp19a). Gene Ontology annotation, cellular component: cytoplasm. Gene Ontology annotation, molecular function: JUN kinase phosphatase activity. The transcript has 5 exons. The coding region runs from base 183 to 821 and encodes 212 amino acids. Gene Ontology annotation, biological process: protein dephosphorylation; regulation of MAP kinase activity. NCBI's taxonomy places the organism in Eukaryota, Metazoa, Chordata, Actinopteri, Syngnathiformes, Syngnathidae. The record is from RefSeq and is a predicted model, not a curated record.
CUGAAUGUGGACAAGUCGCAGAAACUGGACCGUGGACGUGAACAAGUGCGUCUCUUUUUUUAGGGGCUCUCAAGUGGACCAUUGACCCCGCUCUGUGGAAUUUAAAAAGCACUGUUUGCCAGUAGUGGGACUUUAGUGAAAGACUGGAACAAACAUAAUCAGAAGUCGUACGUAUAGUGGCCAUGCAGUCCCUGGCACAGGAGAUCCAGAGUUUCUCGCGCACGAGUCUGAAGCGUCAGUGCACUCGCGUGACAUCGCUGAGCGGUCGCCGCAUCAUCGAGACCUGGAAAGGUUCCGUUGUUACGGUGGUGGAGGACCCCACACCCCCAGAGACGGCGCUGGGGUACGUCCCCGACACCUCCUGGGACCUCCAGGUGGGCGUCAUCAAACCCGACCUGCUGCUGGGUUGUCAGGAUGCUGCACAUGACUUCAGCACACUGAGGAAAUACAAGGUGUCUCACAUCCUGAAUGUGGCGUUUGGGGUGGAUAACGUGUUUCCUGAUCUUUUCAUCUACAAGACGCUAAGCAUACUGGACCAUCCGGACACACCCCUUCUUCCGUAUCUCACAGAAUGCUGUCACUUCAUCCAGCAGGCGCGACACGAGAAAGGCGUGGUGUUGGUCCACAGUAACGCGGGCGUGUCCCGAGGUCCGGCGGUGGUGAUAGGCUACCUGAUGUCCCGCCAGCACCAGUCCUUCGACUCGGCCCUGGCGUGCGUGCGUGCUGCCCGGCCCGCCGCUUUCCCCAAUCCGGGCUUCGUGCAGCAGCUCAAGAACUUGGAUGCUGCGCAAACAACAAACCCCGACAGGAGCCAACAGUGAACAAAAAUGCAAAAGACUGAGGGAAGCUUUCUUCUUCUUCUUGUCGCAGCACACCAUAACUUCUUUAGCAUUUUGCUUCAAUGGACAUUUAAGAAACGGCACAAGUCGCAAUGACAUGAUCAAAGGUUUUUGCCAUCAGAGGAUGCUGUUUCAUAGGGUGGACAAAGAAUGGCUUCGAGUCUCAUACGACUAAUAAUAAUCGAAAAUAAUAUUUAGUAUUUUGUGAGUAUUUAGAAAUGAUUUUGUUAAUUUUUUAAGUUAAAUCUAAUUCAUUGGUUUAUUGUAAAAAAAAAAAAAAAAAAGAAGAAUAAUAAUGGAAAAUAUUAGUUAAAUCAAUAAUUUUACAACU